ACUGGGCCCCACUAAAAGCACGUUUACUCUUGACAGGAAGCCCCACUGGGCUGAACGGGGCUUGCUCCCUGGCAAGGCCGCCGCACAGGACCGUAUCCUCGGCUUGCUGCAGGCACCGGCCGGAUUAACCUUCGGAACCGCCGCCGGGAGCUCAGCCCUCCGGAGGGCGAGGAGGAGGAGGCGCCAAAUGCGACUCUGCUGGGGCCUGAGCUGAGGGAGAGGCUGCCUGCCUGCCUCCUUUUCUCUCGGCCAUGGCGCUGCGCGGAGUGAGGGUGCUGGAAAUGGCGGGCCUGGCGCCGGCGCCUCUCUGCGGCCUCAUCCUGGCCGACUUCGGGGCGGAGGUGGUGCGGGUGGACCGCUCUCCCCGCGCGGCCGUGUCGUCCGACGUGCAGGGCCGCGGCAAGCGCUCCCUGGCGCUCGACCUGAAGCAGCCCCGGGGCGCCGAGACGCUGAGGCGGCUCUGCCAGAAGGCGGAUGUGCUCAUCGAGCCCUUCAGACCAGGUGUCAUGGAAAAACUUGGUCUUGGCCCAGAUAUCGUCCUCCAGGACAAUCCCAAACUCAUCUAUGCUAGGCUGACGGGAUUUGGACAGUUGGGAAAAUAUGCCAAGUUGGCAGGUCAUGAUAUCAACUACUUGGCUGUGUCAGGUGUUUUGUCAAAACUUGGCAGAAAAGAUGAAAAUCCUUAUGCUCCCAUCAAUCUUCUGGCUGAUUUUGCUGGUGGCGGUGUGAUGUGUGCAAUGGGCAUCAUCAUGGCACUCUAUGAACGUACAAAAUCCGGCAAAGGGCAAGUCAUAGAUGCAAGUAUGGUAGAAGGCACAGCGUACCUGAGCUCUUUUCUGUGGAAAUCACAGAGCAUUGGCCUUUGGAACAGAUCUCGUGGGGAGAACCUCCUGGACAGUGGUGCCCCUUUUUAUGAAACCUAUAAGACUAAAGAUGGGAAAUUCAUGGCUGUUGGUGCUCUUGAGCCACAGUUCUAUAAGCAGUUCAUCAGUGGUCUGGGGUUAGAUGAUUCUAAUCUUCCUGGUCAGAUGAGUUUCUCUGACUGGCCUACAAUGAAGAACAUGUUUGCAGAUUUAUUUUCCAAGAAGACCCAAGCAGAAUGGUGUGAAAUCUUCGAUGACGUAGAUGCUUGUGUGACACCAGUCUUGGCUUUUGAUGCUGCUGCCUCACAUCCGCACAACAAAGAACGUGGUUCUUUUCUUAAAAAUGACCAGGAGGAGAUAAGUCCUCGACCGGCUCCACUUCUUUCUCGGACCCCAGCUACUCCUUCUUCCAAAAGGGAUCCAUUUAUAGGAGAGCACACUGAAGAUAUCCUCCUGGACUAUGGCUUUUCCAAGGAAGAAAUUUCACAGCUCCAUUCUCUUCAAGUAAUUGAAUUCAAUAAGCCAAAAUCCAACUUAUAGUAACUUCACAAAUCAAAAGAGUCCCACACACUGUGGCAGGUUAUAUUUUAUCCCAAUUUGUGCAGUAUUCUUAGCAGGGAGACGUGUUUCAAAUUAUCCUUUUCAUUUUCUUUUCAAGAGGAUGCUUUGAACGAUAGUGAAAUUCACAGUAUCAUGCAGCUAGCUAGACUUGGAAGAAGCUCGUUUCCUCCCUUCCUGCCAAUGCCCCUUGAGAGCCAUACAUUUAAGCUGUGAGAAAUGAAGCACUAGCCAGAAAAGAUGUACUCUGAUCCAUGUGGGUCAUCAUGCAGUGCUGGCACUGAGAAUCACACUAUUGCAAAUAAAGGAUCUGCUUGUCCCAGUGUCCUGCAAAGUGUGUGUGUGGGGGGGUAUGUUGGUCUGUGUAUUGACUGCAUGAAGAAAUUAUUAAUGCCAAAUUGAGGCAGAUUUUCCAGCUGUGUAAAGAAUAAAUAGACUUCUUUUUUUAAAAAAACAGAACUGUGCUUCCUUAAAAAUUACACCCUGAAAGUAUUUUCAGAAAUGCCUUAAAGGUUUUUACUCACAAUGCAAGGAUUAAAAAUCUCCAUUGCUUUAUUCAGUAAGCUUAUUCCAGAAAGCAGGUACUGUUAUUUUCAAAGCGAUGUGCCUGUGGAGUAGAGGAAAAGGAGGACAUUAUUCUCUCCGUACAAGAGAGCCUUGGGUGUUUAAGGGAUGUGGGCAUUCAUCAGUUUUUACCUCCUCAAGAUUUUAUGCUUACAUAGAAUAACAAAUGGAGCACAUGAAAAGUAGCUUCCUUUAUGUUAGCAUUUGCUAUAAGAAUAUGAUAGAAUUGUAAUGUGGUUAAGUAAUUAUAUUCUUAUUUUAAUUAAUGAUGCAAGUGAAGGAUUGGAGUUGUGCUAAUCUGGUUUUACCUCUUUGAUUUUGCGUUUGCAAUUUGUUGAGUCAUUUUGUUGUGGUUGAAUGCCAAAACAUGCAUAUUAAAAUUAAUUGAAUGUUCUGUAAGUUAACUAUCAGAAUGUUGCAAUCCUUUAGUCUCUUUUUAAUAUACUGUAAUUAUCUAAAGACAAGUGUUUUUCAUAACAUGUGCAAAUGCCUUUUCUUACAAAUAAAAAUGUAAAAUUAAUCUCCA
This is a messenger RNA of Podarcis muralis (Common wall lizard), 2511 nucleotides long. It is a transcript of the gene AMACR, whose product is annotated as alpha-methylacyl-CoA racemase. NCBI's taxonomy places the organism in Eukaryota, Metazoa, Chordata, Lepidosauria, Squamata, Lacertidae. Gene Ontology annotation, cellular component: mitochondrion. Gene Ontology annotation, molecular function: alpha-methylacyl-CoA racemase activity. Gene Ontology annotation, biological process: bile acid metabolic process. The record is from RefSeq and is a predicted model, not a curated record.